Molecule: messenger RNA, 1035 nt
Organism: Panicum hallii
Lineage: Eukaryota; Viridiplantae; Streptophyta; Magnoliopsida; Poales; Poaceae
Product: CASP-like protein 1E1
Exons: 2
Coding region: 157-789 (210 amino acids)
Source: RefSeq, a predicted model, not a curated record
CAACCGUACCCAACCGCUUCCUCUACCUCGCCUUCCUCAACUGCUAGUCUGCUAGUGCUCUAGUACAGCCCACACUCCCUGCACCCGGCCGCGCGCGCGCACGCCCCUCGCCCCGCUCGCCUACCCAGGAGGGCCGAGGGGAACCGCCGGCCGGCCAUGGAGACGUCGCGCGUGAAGCCCGGGUUCAACGGCGUGGGCGCGGGCCUCGACGGCAGCAGCCGGCGGGGCGGCUACAUGGGCGGCGUGGGCGCCCCGGCGGCUGGCGGCGGCGGCAGAGGGGCGCCGGUGGACGCGUGUGGCGUGGCGCUGCGCGUGUUCGUGCUGGCGGCGACGCUGGUGUCCGCGGUGGUGAUGGGCGUGGACCGGCAGACGAGGACCAUCCAGAUCACGCUCGCCGACACGCUGCCGCCGCUGCAGGUGCCGGUCACCGCCAAAUGGUCCUUCUCCUCCGCCUUCGUGUACUUCGUGGUGGCGAACGCGAUGGUGUGCCUGUUCUCGGCGGCGGCGCUGGCGGCGUGCCGGCGGCGCGGCGCGGUGGUGCCCGUGAUGGUGGGGGACCUGCUGGCGCUGGCGCUGCUCUUCUCCGCCGUGGGGGCGGCCGCCGAGUUCGGCAUCCUCGGGGAGCGCGGCAACUCGCACGUGCGCUGGGCCAAGGUCUGCAACGUCUACGGCGCCUUCUGCGAGCGCGCCAUGGCCGCCGUCAUCGUCUCCCUGCUCGCCGCAUUCGCCAACCUCGUCAUGCUCAUGCUCACCAUCCUCGCCAUCCACAAGCACUCCUCCUACUACUAGUACUAGGAGAAAUAUUAAGGAUCGUAUCAUAUGUGAGUGCGUUGACGUAAGCUCGAUCGGUGCGUGGACCUGGUGAUCGAUCGACUGAAGGAGAUAGCUGAAAGACUAUAGUUCUUAUAAAUUGGGUGCCAAUUAUGUUGGAGACGGUAAUUAGAUUGGACACAGAUUAUCAGUGUUCGGAACUUUCGAUGCUAGUCAUCGACCAGUACGUAGUAAUAACUAGUAAGAAAAAAGUUUUAAAAAAUA